CCUAGAUGGUAUUGUAGCUUUCAACUUUCUGCCAACUCGUCGCCAAAAGAAUUGAAAAAAAAAACAAAAAAUUUGAAAUCAUCUCCAACUCACUUUACAAAUCCGCGCACAUUAGCCUCAUCACCGCAACACUGACUCUCCUCCUCUCAAAAUCUUCACACACACUCUUACAGUAAUAAUGAUGGCGAAGAAGAAUCACCGUGCGGAGUUGCUGUUAAUUAGUAUGUGCUUUUUCUGCUUUCUUUUUUGUUCUUCAAUUGGAAUCUCUUCCUCUUCUUUAUUAUUCUCUUCAAAGCUCAUUCACCGUUACUCCGACGAAGCUAAAUCACUUGGUUUACUAUCAACAAACCGAAAUAACGGCAAUGCCAGUACCCAAACAUGGCCUGAAACAAAUACUUUCCACUACUUGCAGUUAUUACUCAGUAACGACUUGAAACGCCAAAAAAUGAAACUGGGUUCUCAAAAUCAGCUGCUCUUCCCUUCCCAUGGAAGCCGUACUCUCUUCUUCGGCAAUGAUCUUGACUGGUUACAUUACACGUGGAUCGAUAUAGGAACACCAAAUUUAUCAUUUCUUGUAGCUGUGGAUGCUGGUAGUGAUUUACUUUGGCUCCCUUGUGAUUGCAUACAAUGUGCUCCAUUAUCUUCUACUUUCUACUCUUCUCUGGAUAGAGAUUUAAGCGAGUACAGACCGUCUUUAUCGAGUUCAAGCACACACCUUUCUUGCAAUCAUCAGCUUUGUGAUUUGGGUUCUCAUUGCAAGAAUCUUAGGGACGACCCUUGUCCUUAUGUUGCUAAUUAUGGUGAUUCUGAAAAUACUUCGAGUUCUGGGUUUUUGAUCGAAGAUAAGUUGCAUUUGGCUUCUGUCAGCCUUAAUUCAAAUUCAACACAGAAGCAAAUGCAGGCUUCUGUUGUUUUAGGCUGUGGUAGGAAACAAACUGGUGGCUAUUUGGAUGGAGCUGCUCCUGAUGGUGUUAUGGGACUAGGACCUGGAGACAUUUCUGUUCCAAGUUUACUUGCCAAAGCUGGAUUGAUUCCGAAGUCUUUCUCGCUCUGUUUUGAUGUGAAUGGUUCAGGGACGAUUCUGUUCGGCGACUUAGGUCAUACAUCCCAAAAAUCGACACCUUUGCUGCCUUUACAAGGAAGAUAUGAUGCUUAUCUUAUUGAGGUAGAGUCGUAUUGCGUUGGUAAUUCUUGUCUUGAGCAAUCUGGAUUCAAAGCAUUGGUUGACAGUGGUUCAUCUUUCACAUAUCUUCCAACUGAUGUCUAUAAUAAGAUUGUGUUAGAGUUCGAUAAACAAGUGAAUGCCGAAAGGAUCAGCUCCCAAGGAGGCCCGUGGAACUAUUGCUACAAUGUCAGUUCAAAGCAGCUAAAUGACAUUCCUGCAAUGCGACUUCAGUUCCUUAUGAACCAAAGCCUUUUAAUUCAUAACUCCACGUAUUAUGUUCCCCAAAAUCAGGAAUUCACCGUGUUCUGCUUAACACUGCAGCCAAUUGAUUACAACUAUGGAAUUAUCGGACAGAAUUACAUGACAGGCUAUCGUGUAGUUUUUAACAUGGAGGAUCUGAAACUGGGUUGGUCUAGUUCCAAUUGUCAAGAUAUAAGUGAUGAAACAGAAGUGAAUAUUGCACCACCUCGCGAUGAUGGAUCACCAAAUCCAUUACCAACCAAUGAGCAGCAAAGCAUACCCAAUAAGCAUGCAGUUGCACCUGCUGUUGCUGGUAGAACUUCUUCUAAACCAUCUGUGGCAUCCAAGCAUAUUCCCUGCCUGCACCUUCAUAUAAGUUCAUUAACCUUGCUACUGCAUAUGUAUCUCUUUGUUUUGCAUAUCUAAACUUCUCUCCUUGUUAUAUGCCCUUCCUUUUGCUUGUAAAUCCUUUCUGUACGUAGCUCUUCCAAUCGCCUAUGCGAUCAUGUUACCGGUUGUAGUGUAGGUAGGUAGAUAGAAAGGUUUAUUUAUUUUGAUGCAUAGCCUUUCUUCUUAACCUUCUAUUUUUUCAGUUUGAUGCUGAUAUUAUGUUA
This is a messenger RNA of Mercurialis annua (annual mercury), 2019 nucleotides long. RefSeq names its product aspartic proteinase-like protein 1. The transcript has 10 exons. The coding region runs from base 179 to 1831 and encodes 550 amino acids. NCBI's taxonomy places the organism in Eukaryota, Viridiplantae, Streptophyta, Magnoliopsida, Malpighiales, Euphorbiaceae. Gene Ontology annotation, molecular function: aspartic-type endopeptidase activity. The record is from RefSeq and is a predicted model, not a curated record. Gene Ontology annotation, biological process: proteolysis.